CAUUCUGCCUGGGUAUUAAGGACAGUGUUUCAUUGUUAUGUGAACGUAUCAACACAUCAGCAUGACCAGCUGCUCCUGCAUAUACACCAUCUCAAUGAAAGACGUCACAUGUUAGGUUAACUGCAAAACCACAUUAAUAAUUGAGUUGUGAUAUUGAAAAACUGUAAGUGAAGGACAUCUCAGCGUCAAAACUUAGUGUGAGGUGGAGGAGCAGCCUUCAGACACUCCGUUCUUGCAUCAGAAACAUCAUGUCCCUCGGCGGGCGGAUGAUGAUGUCCCCUGAGGCAUACCACAUCGUACCGAUUCCUUGCCUACCUCCACAUCUCACACACCAGCCGCCUAUGGCCUGCCUCACCCGCCAGCCAAACACCCACACUACCUGGGCCACCGCUACCACCACCUACGGAGGCUUUCAUCCGCCUUACCAGGGGCAUUACAACACCAUGUCUAGCCUCACUGCUCCUCACACCAUCAUGCACAAGAAGCUCACCGAUAACUCAGCCCCAGCCUCCAAGAAGUGCCCGUCCGUGCCUCUCCCGCAGCUCUCUCGUACUUCCUUCCACGUAGGCUACUAUGUGCCGCCCUCCGUUGAACCUGGUGAUCUCUACGGAGGUCUGGAGGAUGUCUGGAAUCAGCACUUUGAGUUACUCUUCCGCCACCUGCCUCACAUGUGGUCCUUCGGUCCCGCCGAGACGCCGCCCUCUGACUGGCACGUCUUCAAGGACAUGGCCAAAGUCCGAUUCUCCUGCCAGCGGUGUGCACACGGGUGGACCAGCAUGUACGGCCUGGUGGUGUUCUACUACCGCUGGGACGCCGCCUCCAGCCAGGGGCUGGUUCGCUUCCUCCUCACCGGGCAGAAGUGUAACCAGUGUGACGUGGAGGAGUUCGAGACGCCCAUGUGGUACCCGGAGGAGGCGCAGAAAGUGAUGACGAACCUUUACCAUGAGGUGGCUGGUCGCAUCUACAAGCUCCAGACACCCCCUCUCAUCAAGGACCGUCGCCAUGGUCGGCCUCGCCAGCAGCACAACACCACUAUGUGCGAGGGGUGUCGCCAGGGCCUCUGUAAGACCACCAAGAUAACGCAAGGUCUCACAGUCACCCAGACAUGACCGAGGCCAUCAAACGUGCGUAAAUAAUGUACCGCGGAAACCCGAUAUUUGUUAGCUUCUCCAUUCGAUUUUGUGCAGUUUGACAAUGUUAAAUCGUUCCGCGUGUGGAUGUGUAAGCUUAGUUGAAUAAGUAAAUGUUAGUUUUAAUUUUAUUAGUAUUAAUAUUAGUAUUUUAAAUAUGAUUGUACUAUUUGUAGCAGUAGUAGUUGUUGUUAUUCUUGUAGUAGUAGUAGUAGUAGUAGUAGUAGUAGUAGUAGUAGUAGUAGUAGUAGUAGUAGUAGUAGUAUCGUCAUCAUAUAAUUUUGAGUGUACGAGCCCACUUUGUCAUACACACACUCCCAUAGAUAGUUAGUCACGUGGUGACAUUAAGGAAUGAGACGUGAGGUCGAGUAUUAUUGUAGUCACAACGAAGGAGUGUAAAUUGUUUGGGUUGACCUCGAUAUGUGGCAACUGCUGCUGACACACACACACACACACACACACACACACACACACACACACACACACACACACACACACACACUGCUUACAUUGUUGUUCUCAGUGCAUUCUUCAAUAUAUUAUUUUAUGUUAUGUAUAUUAUCCGGAAAUUCGUUUGUUUAACUU
Molecule: messenger RNA, 1715 nt
Organism: Portunus trituberculatus (swimming crab)
Lineage: Eukaryota; Metazoa; Arthropoda; Malacostraca; Decapoda; Portunidae
Product: receptor-transporting protein 3-like
Exons: 4
Coding region: 249-1109 (286 amino acids)
Biological process (GO): protein targeting to membrane; protein insertion into membrane
Molecular function (GO): olfactory receptor binding
Source: RefSeq, a predicted model, not a curated record